This is a messenger RNA of Fraxinus pennsylvanica, 1296 nucleotides long. Lineage: Eukaryota; Viridiplantae; Streptophyta; Magnoliopsida; Lamiales; Oleaceae. The record is from the annotation of a GenBank genome assembly.
AUGGCUUCUUUAGGAUUUGCUAAUCAGAUCAGGAUGGGAGCCGGUAGUAAUUCGGUGGCCGUGUUUCCCGUGACUGGGACGAGGCCUAGAUGGCGGCCGAGUCGUAAAAACAGAGUCGGAUUUAGGAUUUUGGCUUCGGAAAAUCAUGCUGUUGAGGAACCUGAUCUUAGUGUCAGUGUCAACGGGUUGAAAAUGCCCAACCCCUUUGUUAUCGGAUCGGGUCCUCCCGGAACCAAUUACACCGUCAUGAAGCGGGCCUUUGAUGAAGGUUGGGGUGCUGUCAUCGCCAAAACGGUAUCUCUGGAUGCUGCAAAAGUUGUAAAUGUUACUCCUCGGUAUGCUAAAUUACGAGUAGGAGUAAACGGCUCAUUGAAAGGACAAAUUAUUGGGUGGGAGAAUAUUGAACUCAUAAGUGAUCGGCCUUUAGAGACUAUGUUGAAGGAAUUCAAACAGUUGAAAGAAGAGUAUCCUGACAGGAUCCUUAUUGCUUCAAUAAUGGAAGAGUAUGAUAAAGCUGCAUGGCAGGAACUCAUUGAACGAGUUGAGGAAACUGGAAUUGAUGCUUUUGAAAUCAACUUUUCAUGCCCUCAUGGUAUGCCAGAGCGUAAAAUGGGUGCUGCAGUUGGCCAAGAUUGUGCACUGUUGGAGGAAGUAUGCGGCUGGAUUAAUGAAAAAGCCACAGUUCCAGUUUGGGCAAAGAUGACUCCAAACAUCACUGACAUUACACAGCCAGCUAGAGUGGCUCUUAGUACUGGAUGCGAAGGGGUUUCUGCAAUCAAUACGAUCAUGAGUGUUAUGGGAAUUGAUCUUGAUACCUUAAGACCAGAGCCUUGCGUAGAGGGAUACUCGACUCCUGGUGGCUAUUCUUCAAAAGCAGUCCACCCUAUUGCACUUGCAAAAGUGAUGAGCAUUGCACAGAUGAUGAAAAAGGAAUUUGGAUAUACAGACUGUUCACUUUCUGGCAUUGGAGGCGUAGAGACAGGUGGUGAUGCUGCUGAGUUUAUACUUCUUGGGGCAAGUACAGUUCAGGUCUGCACGGGUGUUAUGAUGCAUGGAUAUCCUCUUGUAAAGAAACUCUGCACCGAGCUGAAGGAUUUUAUGAAGAAGCACAAUUUUUCUUCAAUAGAAGAUUUUAGAGGGGCUUCGCUGGAUUACUUCACCACUCAUACGGAUUUAGUAAGAAGACAGCAAGAAGCUAUUCGUGAAAGGAAGGCUGUGAAGAAAGGUUUGCAGUCCGAUAAAGACUGGACAGGAGACGGUUUUGUGAAGGAGACGGAGAGCAUGGUAUCCAACUGA